Molecule: messenger RNA, 1741 nt
Organism: Medioppia subpectinata
Lineage: Eukaryota; Metazoa; Arthropoda; Arachnida; Sarcoptiformes; Oppiidae
Source: the annotation of a GenBank genome assembly
GCACCAAAACUCACAUCCGAGGAAUAAUAACAGAAUGGCACCCAAUGUUCAAUGGCCUCAACAUAUGAACCAAAACUACCCGCAGUUUGUAUUACAACACCAACAAAAUGACUUAAACACUAACCAAAUGAAAGAACCACAUUAUCUCCACUCUGGACAACAAGUAUUUUUAUCGUCGAUUGCAAACUAUGGACAGCAAACCAUGAAUAACGAACCGCAACAGCAUUUGAAUCAACAGCCAAUACGUCUAAUAUAUCCGAAUCCAAACGCAUCACAAUUACAGUCAGGUAUUCAAUCGUUUGGUGGUCUAAUGAAUGGCUCGCAUCCGCACCAAUCUGUAGCCAAUCAAAUGAAUUCAAUGUCUUUUCCUCUCCAAUCGUCUUCAAAUGGAAUCAAUUUCGCUGGCAAUCAAUCAAAUAUUCAAAAUAAUACAUUGAUUUCGCCCCCAAUUAAUGGUCCGUUUGGGACACCUCUUCAGGUUCCGUCAAAUAUGGGAAAUGUAUGGAUCAUUGGUAACGGACUGUACCCGCAGUCGACAUCACCGAUGAUAGCGUGUCCACCGCCUGCUAAUACUCCUCCGAGCGGUUCGAUUGGUUCAAACAUCGCUCCAUUCGUAGGCAUGUCUUACCAACACUAUAGGCCGCAAAUGAACUCAAACGCAGCUCAAUCCAGAGCACCCCCACUGCUCAAAAACCAUCCAAUUAUGACACCUCAGGCCAAUCCGCACCGCAUUGUCUCAUCCAAUGGCAACCAAUAUGUUCAGCAAUCAGUGCCCGAAAUGCUAGACAUAAUGGGUGCCAAUAAUUAUGUAAACCGAGGCCCUGUUGUGCCGCAAGUGAAUCAAAUGCGGCGAAUGCCCGUCAAUAUGAAUCAAGGCCUCGACGUGCGACUCCCAAGCGUUCAGUCAUUCACUCAAUGCAUUCAACACUCAAAGGACAUGACGUACAGCACAGGGGAAGUGUCCCAUCACUACAGAGCCAAAGACACGAUGAACGGGACUGAAGUGCAGAUGAAACUAACGGAGAUGUGUUCGCUCUUAUAUCCCAACCACUGCUGCGAUGAAGUGAUCGGUCACUUCUUGGUGUCGAAGCCGUGUCUGACCACAAUAGUGUCCAAAACUCUUGGAUACGGCAUAAUCAUGGGCUCAACGCUCGUGAAGAUGCCUCAGUUGCUGAAGAUAUGGGGCGCCGGUAGUGGUGAGGGAAUCAGUUUCGCUGGCGUUGUCCUCGAACUCAUUGCGAUGACCUUUUCGGCCGCCUAUGCCUUCGCCAAUCACUUCCCGUUCAGCGCUUGGGGUGAAUGUCUCUUCUUAAUGCUGGUCACGGCUCUCAUCGCAUCCCUGGUCCUCAACUAUCAACGCAACCAACUCUCGGCCCUCGCAUUCAUCGUCUCUUACGUGACGCUAACCUAUGUUUUGAUGAGUGGUUUGACUCCGAUGUCGGUGUUGUGGUCACUGCAAGCCGUGAACCUUCCGCUCGCGAUUUCCGGGAAGAUGUUUCAGGCGUUCGUUAAUCUGCGGAACGGAAACACCGGACAGUUGUCUGCCAUCACAGCUGUACUCAUAUUUUUGGGCGCUUUUGCCCGUAUAUUCACAUCACUUCAAGAAACCGGUGAUCUUCUGGUUGUGUGGACUUUUACGGCCGCCUCUGUCGCCAACUUUGUACUAUUGGCCCAAAUCUUCUACUAUUGGGAACAAACCAAUCAAUACCUCAACGCUUUGCAGAAGAAGAAAAAGAAGUAG